Messenger RNA from Drosophila novamexicana, 422 nucleotides. RefSeq names its product transmembrane protein 258 (gene kud). The record is from RefSeq and is a predicted model, not a curated record. The transcript is spliced from 2 exons. Lineage: Eukaryota; Metazoa; Arthropoda; Insecta; Diptera; Drosophilidae. Bases 101 to 337 code for a protein of 78 amino acids. Gene Ontology annotation, cellular component: membrane-bounded organelle. Gene Ontology annotation, biological process: protein N-linked glycosylation.
AAUGCGAGAAAUCGAUAAGUAAAAGAGCAUACCUUACCGCUUGCAGGCCGGCCACGUACAACUACAAGAAAUUAACAAAAAUUAAAAUACCAAUUGAACCAUGGAGACAAUGCAGCGCUACGUUUCGCCCAUCAACCCAGCGGUCUUUCCACACCUAGCCACAGUGCUUCUCAUUAUUGGUACAUUUUUCACAGCCUGGUUCUUUGUUUUUGUUGUCUCGCGCAAGAGCACAAAAGAGAACACAUUAAUUAAGGAGCUCCUAAUCAGCCUGUGCGCCUCGAUAUUCCUCGGAUUUGGAAUUUUGUUUCUUUUACUAACCGUUGGCAUAUAUGUAUGAGAAACGAAUCAAUUGUUAGCAUUCCGAUUUUAAGAUAAAUAUAUAUAUAUACAUACAUGAAUAAAAUUAUUAAUGCGCGAGCGAA